AUGAAGAAUUUAGGAUAGAUUAUACCAUUAAUAGAUAUUUAAGGCCCAUUAUAAGUUAUUUUUUAUAAAAUUUUAAAUAAUGCAUUCUAAUAUGGAGAUUUUUCAAGUUAUAAUUACUUGUUUGAUUACAAAUAAAAUGUAACUAAUCUGCUUUAUGAUUUUGAUAAUAAUAUAUUAAUUGGAGUUACUGGAACACUCAAAUAAAUUAAUUCUAUUAAUAUACCUGGAGAUAAUUAGUUAUUUACUUAUUAGACAGGAAGCUAAUUUUCUAAAAAUGCUUUUUUUUUUUAUCAAGAGAAAAAUAUUUUACUUCUAGUUGAUUAAACUCCAAUUAUGUAUUUUUAUAACUAUUUAACAAAAAAUAUAACUCUUUAUCAAAUUGAAGUAUAAAAUACUUAAGGAAUUUUAAUAGACAAAUAUAAAAAUAUAAUUUUCUUAUAUUCAGAUUUUUAUAUUUCAGCUUUUGAAUAUUCUUCUAUGCAAUUUAUUGAAACAUUUACACAGCCAUACGAAUUAACGCCUAUUUAAAGUGUGUUUUUGGACACAAAUCUAUCUCUAUUAACAGCUUUAACUUUAAAUAAAGUUUUAACUUUUGAUUUAACUGAAGUUCUUUAUGCGAGUGAGGUAAAUCUCCCUUAGUAUCAAAAUAUCUAAACUUUAAAUUUAAAUAGAGAAUAUUAAGUUUAUUAUAACAUAGUUAAUCUCUCUUUAAAUUUGUAUAUAAACGCAAAAUUAAUUGAUACCUUAUUAUUUGAGCCAUCUAUCUAUAACGUUUACCCUUAUUUAACAUAACUUAUUAAAAUAAAUGAUAACAGCUUUAUCUAUAUUUAAUUCGAAAAUUUAAAUUUAAUUUAAUUUGAUUAAGAAAAAUAAAAAUUAAUAUUAGUUAAAAAAAUUUAAUUAAGCAAUUUACCUGAUAACUUCUUUUAUGAUAAAAUACAAAAUUAAGUUCUAAUUUUGUAUGAGAAUAGCUAUCAACUAACCAGUUUGAGUUUAGAAAUAUUAAAUUGUGCAGAGGUUAAUCUAGCUAACUUUAAUGGCGGAGAUGUUUCCCAAUCUUUCAUAUAUUAUUAAUAUAUUAUAAUUCCUUCAACCUAUAGGAUUUAUACAUUUGAUUUUAUUCAACAAAAAUAAGAGUAAAUUGUUUUUUAGAAUUCACUUAAAAUUUAAUUUGUUUUCAAGCUUCAAGUUAAAUUAUUUUAGAAUUAUUCUAAUUAAUGGUGGAAUAUCACUUAUGAAUACGAAGAUAGGUAUAACACAAAUGACUCCUAACAAUAGCUUCUUAUCUGUGUUAUAGCUAAAGAAAAUAAUAUAUUUAAAGUAUUUAUAGCCCAAUUAGAUACCUAAGAAAUAAAAUACAACUAUUCAAUUUAAGAUAGUAAAAUAACAAAUGCUGUCAAUGAUCCUUUCCGCUAAUUAAUAUUUUUAGUAAACAACUAAGGAUAGACUCUAAUAUUUAAUUACAGCUUAAAAUUAAUUAUAAUAAAAUAAAACUCUUGCUUAAAGUAAACUAAAAUUUCUUUUGAUUCCUAUUUUAUUUAUUCUAUAUGUCCAAAUGAUAUAGUAAUUUAUAACGGUUUAAGCUUCUAGUAGUAGUACCCUACAAUUAAAUCAGGUUUAAAAGAAGUGACAAAUAUAGUUAAUAUCUAAUAUGAUAACUUAUUUAUUAUAACAUAAAAACUCAAUUCUUUACUUGUAAAAUUGAGUUUUGAUUCUUAGUAUGAGCUAAUUUAAAUUAUAGAUUAAGAAGGUAUGCAACUUUCCAAAGUAGAAUUAAACAAAGGUUCAGAUAAUAACAUCUUUCUCGAAAUACUAUUUUCUUCUUAUCGAAAUAUAGUCUAUUAGAUAAUACCUUUGUCUAAAAAACAAUCUUGUAAUCUAGAAAUUAUAUAGUAAAAUAGACCUUUAGAAAACCUUUAUUUUUAAGUUGAACUAAGCAAAAGUCUUAAUACUUUAUCAAUAAUAUAUUUAAAAUAUUGA
Tetrahymena thermophila SB210 is the source of this 1980-nucleotide messenger RNA. RefSeq lists its product as hypothetical. NCBI's taxonomy places the organism in Eukaryota, Ciliophora, Oligohymenophorea, Hymenostomatida, Tetrahymenidae. The transcript is spliced from 2 exons. The record is from RefSeq and is a predicted model, not a curated record.